AUGAAAUCAGAAAACCAAACAGGUGUCUUGGAAUUCCUCCUCCUUGGCCUCUCAGAGGAUCCGGAACUGCAGCCCAUCCUUCUUGAGCUGUUCCUGUCCAUGUACCUGGUCACGGUGCUCGGGAACCUGCACAUCAUCCUGGCCGUCAGCUCUGAGGCCCACCUGCACACCCCCAUGUACUUCUUCCUCUCCAACCUGUCCUUUGUUGACAUCGGUUUCACCUCCACCAUAGUCCCUAAGAUGCUGGUGGACAUCCAGACAGAGAGCAAACCCAUCUCCUAUGCAAGCUGCCUUACUCAGGUAUAUUUUUUCAUGGUUUUUUUAUGUAUGGACAAUUUACUCUUGACCAUAAUGGCCUAUGAGCGCUAUGUGGCCAUCUGCCACCCUCUGCGUUACACGGUCUUCAUGCACCCCCAUCUCUGCACCCUGUUGAUUCUACUCUCCGUGCUCAUCAGUGCUUUGGACGCUCUACUCCACAGUCUGAUGGUGUUGCCACUGUCCUUCUGCACAGACCUGAAGAUCCCCCACUUCUUCUGUGACCUCGCUCAGAUCCUCAAGCUCGCCUGUUCUGACACCCUCAUCAAUAACAUCCUGGUGUAUUUAGUGAUCAUCCUGUUAGAUGUGGGUCCCCUCUCCGGGAUAAUUUUCUCUUACGCUCAAAUUGUCUCCUCUAUCCUGAGAAUCUUAUCGACGGGUGGGAAGUAUAAAGCUUUUUCCACCUGCGGGUCCCACCUGUCUGUGGUUUGCUUGUUCUAUGGGACUUGUGUUGGGGUCUACCUUAGCUCUGCAGUUUCUGACUCUCCCAGAAAGACCACAGUGGCCUCGGUGAUGUACACCGUGGUCACUCCCAUGAUGAACCCCUUCAUCUACAGCCUAAGGAACAAGGACAUGAAGGGAGCAUUGAGGAAACUCACUUCUGGAACACUGUCUUAG
Molecule: messenger RNA, 933 nt
Organism: Lemur catta (Ring-tailed lemur)
Lineage: Eukaryota; Metazoa; Chordata; Mammalia; Primates; Lemuridae
Product: olfactory receptor 7G3-like
Exons: 1
Coding region: 1-933 (310 amino acids)
Biological process (GO): G protein-coupled receptor signaling pathway
Cellular component (GO): membrane
Molecular function (GO): olfactory receptor activity; G protein-coupled receptor activity
Source: RefSeq, a predicted model, not a curated record